Messenger RNA from Thalassophryne amazonica, 3180 nucleotides. RefSeq names its product holocarboxylase synthetase (biotin-(proprionyl-CoA-carboxylase (ATP-hydrolysing)) ligase) (gene hlcs). Gene Ontology annotation, molecular function: biotin--[biotin carboxyl-carrier protein] ligase activity. Gene Ontology annotation, biological process: protein modification process. Lineage: Eukaryota; Metazoa; Chordata; Actinopteri; Batrachoidiformes; Batrachoididae. Bases 131 to 2854 code for a protein of 907 amino acids. The transcript is spliced from 11 exons. Gene Ontology annotation, cellular component: cytoplasm. The record is from RefSeq and is a predicted model, not a curated record.
GCUGUGACGUCACUAUUUCGGAAGUAUGUGUUCGCUUUGACGAAUCAGCGACGUUAAUGUGUUCAUAAGGAAGGCUGUCAACAUGCUAAUAACGCUGUGCUAGGUCGACAUGUGAAGGAAGGAUGUUAACAUGCUAAUAACGCUGUGUUACGUCUACAUGUGGGUACGCUUCCAGAAGUGCUACUCUGCGCUGAUCCGGAACCAUCUGCGGAGGCGAAGCAGCAGUUUCAGCUUCUGCUCCUGCUCCUGCUCUAGCAGCGAGGAGAACGUCUUCCUGCAGCUGGGAGACAGAGCCGUGUGUGUCACCCAGCCUCAGGCAUGUGAUGACCUCAGCAGAUGGACUGUCUUGUUGGGGUCGUCUCUCAAUUCUUGUGGUCCAAGAAUUGAAAAUAUAUCAUUCAUCAUAGAAGCGACAGGACACAAAGCCGACUUUCAUUCUCCUCGGACGUUGGCAAAGAAAGUACUGAAGUGGUCAGACUACUGUCUUCCUCUGGCUUGUAGUCCCAACCAGCCAUACAGGGCCGUGGCUCAGGCCACACUGGACGACUUCAGCCGGCUCGGGGUGGCUUUCAUGGAAGAUCGACUUCAGCUGGACAAUGGACUUGUCCCCUCAAAGAUAGUUCCUGUCCUGCUCCAAGAAUCCGCCCUGAGGGAGCUGUUGGAGAAGCGGCGUGCAGAGGGCUUGAAGACAGUGACAUCAGUCGCCAGCAGUGCCCCAGCUGGGAUUACUUUUGUGGAGCCGUGUUUGUGUCACGUACAGUCAGCUCAGCAGCACCUGCAGUGCCGUAAAGGCAGCCUUCUCGUCACCACAAAGACCAGUCUGAGGCUGGUGGAGCGCCGGGGCUCAGAGCCUCUCUGUGGCAACCAGGUUCUACAGCCGCUGGCUGAGUUAGCUGACCGCUCAGCGGGAAGUCAGAAUCACACGGAGGCCCAUGGACACCACCUGCAUCUGUCCAGCUGCAAUGAAUGUUUGCAGCUGGAGAACAGUACCAUCCUGUCUGUCAAGUAUGCCUCCAUUGAGAACAUCGCAGAUCUUCCUGAUGAUAAUUCCAUCGGGCUGUGUAGUGAGGAUGAGACCCUGGAUGAACUCGAGCAUGACAACAAAGGCUUUUUGGGACAGUGCCGUGGUUUUGACCGUAAUGGCAAACCACCAAAUAUUCUGGUGUACUCAGGCGGAUGCCAGGAACGUUUUCAGGCAGUAAAGCAGCUCUUGCUCGAGUGCGUUAGCGUAGAAAGGUAUGUGGUCUAUCCGCUACAACCACAGCAAGCCCUGAAUGAUCCUUGGCUGGAUAACACCAGCCUGCUGGUCCUUGCAGAAGAGCAUGCCCUGACUCCCCAGCUUCAGGCCCGCUUCCUCACCUACCUGAGCCACGGUGGCAAGGUCCUGGGACUGGUGUCAACACUCUGUCCUGCAGGGCUGUGUCUGGAGGACAGGGAGAGAAGAAGCCAACAGAUAAGCAGGCUGAGCUUCACCAAGGAGGACACCACAGAGUUGGAGUUGAGCGUGCUGGCCAGUGGGAAGGUAUUCCUCAGGGAUCCAGAAGGAGGCGGGGAGGUGGAGCUCUGGGGGGAGUUGAAAGGAGAUGUCUUUCAUCAGGAGAAAGACAUGGUUAUUGUCAGGGUCACCCAUGGAGAUGACUGUGGCGAAGCUGUCCUGUGUCAGGUCCACUUGGAUGUGGCUCCGAACGCACAGAAUCUGACUUCAGAGGGUUAUAAUGAGCUGAAGGUUAGCAAUGCCCUACGUUAUGAGGUCCUAACAGAGAUCCUCACCUCUCUGGGCCUGAGCUGCGAGUUAAACCAGCCUCUGGUUGCCAGCACCGUCCACCUCCUGGCCACAUGUCAGGAGAAGAAAUCCUGUUUCUUGAAAUGGCUGCAAACCCGUACAGAUCCAGAGGGCCUCCUCAAGUUGUCCAAGAUGGCCCUCAAAAUGGUGUCCUCUCAGGAGCUUCAGGUUGGCCCUCUUCUGCCUGAUGGUGAGCUGACUCUGGUUACAGACUCCGAGGAGCCUCCGCACUGGGACCACUUCAGCAUGGAGACCUACAGUAAGAACCUGAAGACCAGCCUACUGGGACACAUUGUGCUCUACGCUGAGAUCAUCACUUCUACCAUGGACCUGUUAGAAGGGCUGACACUGCACCUACCAAAGGAUAUGUCAUUAAUAGCUAUAGCUACUCAGCAAAGCCAGGGUAGAGGCCGGGGACGGAAUGCUUGGCUCAGCCCUCCAGGUUGUGCCAUGUUCACCCUGAGCGUCCGGGUGGAGCUCAGCUCCCAGCUCGGCCAGAGGAUUCCCUUCCUGCAGCAUCUUGCUGCCCUGGCUGUCGUUGAGGCUGUCUGUUCCCUUCCUGGGUACCAGGACAUAGACCUCAGGCUGAAGUGGCCCAAUGACAUCUACUAUGGGAACCUGAUGAAGCUUGGUGGCGUUCUGCUGACAUCGACCCUCACAGGAUCCACACUCCACGUCCUCAUAGGCUGUGGCGUCAAUGUGAGUAACAGCAACCCGACGGUGUGCAUCAACGACCUGAUCCAGCAGUACAACAUACAGCAUGGCUGCAGCCUGCAGCCGCUCAGCUCCGCCCUGCUCAUUGCCAGAGCUGUCAGCACUCUGGACAGCCUAAUCGCCACCUUCCAGCAGUGCGGCGCCAACGCCAUCCUGCCCAAGUAUUACAAAAGAUGGCUUCACAGUGGGACUAAAGUGCAUCUUUGGAGUGAGGAUGGACCCGAGGCUGAGGUUGUAGGUCUGGACUGUAACGGCUUCCUGAAAGUGCGCAGCAAGGAGCACGGUGUCGUCUCCGUUGAGCCUGAUGGAAACUCCUUUGACAUGCUGAAGAACCUGGUCGUCACCAAGCAGCAUUAAGACCUUGUUCAAGAAGUGGACUGGAACCUGAUACCCGUCAUCAGGACACUGAGCUGCUUUUAAAAUGGACACAGUUCAGAUUGAAACCAGAAUCACACGUUCCUAAUCGUCCAGUUAGACUGAAGGCACAGAUCGGAGACUGACCGGGGUCAAUCCAGGGCUCUGACCUCUUAUGUGGUUUCAGCAUUCAUUUUCUAAUCUGCUGGUCUGGGGCUAAUAAUUUAAAUCAUCUCUGUGAAACUGUCUUUUUGGGAGUGUGAUCACAUAAAGUGUUAAUCUGUAUUUGUUUGUCAUUUGUGUAACAUGAAUUUAUUAUUAUGACUUUG